GUGCACCAAUAUGGAAACAUCCUGGAAGAAGAUAUUGUCGGUAGAGCACAUACCAGUGGUUUGCCAGAUUUGAGGUACACCCGCUCGAUUUCAGGAUCAAACUCCAUGUCGUUGUGUCUCUUAACAAAGACGUCUGUCAGGUCGUGGGAGUUGGCUCCAUAUAACACAAAAUUCAGCAUGGUCAUCAAGGGGAAAAGGGGAGAAACAAGAACAUAGCUCCCUAUAACAGUAUAGAAGGUAGGUGUAGGUGGCCCAAUAGUUCAAUGUUGUUUCUCCCCUUUUCUCCUCGAUGACCAUGCUGAUUUUGUGUUAUAAGGAGCCAACUUCUGUGAUCGCAUGCGUUAUUGUCAGGCGAGACAAUGUCGUGGAGUUUGAUCCUAAAAUCAAGCGUGUAUCGCACGUCCGUCAAAGGUCAAACUACCGGGUGUCAAAGAAGCCAAACAAGGACCACCGUUUGUGGAUUAGGAAGGAUUCGGCUGGGUCAGGGAAGAAGGCUCUUUGUCUUGUUAAUACUGUAACCAAGUGGCUGAUGAGUAAAGGUCAGGUGCUGACAUGGACAACGUACGAUACACUGCUGUUGGCUCUUUCUAUGGAUGGAAGAGUAGAUGAGGCUGAGUCAAUUUGGAAUACUAUCUUACAAACUUAUACACGCUCAGUGCCCAAGAAGUUGUUCUCUCGGAUGAUCCAGAUUUACAACACGCGCCAUCUUCCAGACAAAGUUUUGGAGAUAUAUGCUGACAUGGAAGAAUUGGGCGUGCGUCCAGACGAGGAUACAACAAGAAGAAUCGGACGAGCAUUUGCAACUUCAGGCCAGGAAGAUAAGCAGAAGCCUGUCCUUGAAAAAUACUUGAAGAAGUGGAAGUACAUCCAUUUCAACGGCGAGCGUGUUCGGGUGCGGAGGGCAGGACCUUUGGCCUAGCAAACGUCCUCUGGAUAGCUUGGGGCAAACAAUGCGAGUGUCGCCUCAUAUGGACAUAUGUGAAUGCUAUUGUUCUUCCGAGGUCCUAUGUGAGCAUGUCAGGCAGAACGAGGUGUUGAAAUUGUAAUGCUCUCUAGACAAAUGGAUAAUAUUACAGUACAGGGUUGAGAACUGGCAUUGCUAAUGAUGUUGGUACCCAAACAUGUGUAAGUUGUGAUAUUUCAAACAGGUUGCUGUCGUCUUCGGUAC
This is a messenger RNA of Triticum aestivum (bread wheat), 1168 nucleotides long. Its product is annotated as pentatricopeptide repeat-containing protein At4g18975, chloroplastic. Gene Ontology annotation, molecular function: protein binding. The record is from RefSeq and is a predicted model, not a curated record. Lineage: Eukaryota; Viridiplantae; Streptophyta; Magnoliopsida; Poales; Poaceae. Bases 290 to 919 code for a protein of 209 amino acids. The transcript has 4 exons.